Carlito syrichta (Philippine tarsier) is the source of this 467-nucleotide messenger RNA. It is a transcript of the gene IER2, whose product is annotated as immediate early response 2. Lineage: Eukaryota; Metazoa; Chordata; Mammalia; Primates; Tarsiidae. The annotation marks the transcript as partial. The transcript has a single exon. The record is from RefSeq and is a predicted model, not a curated record.
UCCCGGCAGUAUCGCUGCGUGGGUCGGCGCGUGCAGGGAGGCGUGAGCGAGCUCCUAGUCCGGAGUGCACCUGCUGCCUGUCCUGUCUGCCCGCGAGCCCCCGCCGUCGAGCCGACAUGGAGGUGCAGAAAGAGGCCCAGCGCAUCAUGACCCUGUCGGUGUGGAAGAUGUACCACUCGCGCAUGCAGCGCGGUGGCCUGCGACUGCACCGGAGUUUGCAGCUGUCGCUGGUCAUGCGGAGCGCCCGGGAGCUCUACCUCUCGGCCAAGGUGGAGGCCCCCGAGCCCGAGGUGUCCUUGCCGCCCGCCCGCUGCCCUGACCCUCGCCUGCACCCGCCGCGGGAAGCGGAAGGCGCGGCCGAGGCAGCGCGCCCCCACCGUGAGCUGCCGUCUCCGGAGCCCAUGGACACACAGGAAGCGCCGGGAGCCGAGGAGCCCCCUGCCCGCGGCGCCCAGCGCCCCGCCAAA